Ctenopharyngodon idella (grass carp) is the source of this 5289-nucleotide messenger RNA. RefSeq names its product gon-4 like a (gene gon4la). Gene Ontology annotation, biological process: regulation of DNA-templated transcription. The record is from RefSeq and is a predicted model, not a curated record. Gene Ontology annotation, cellular component: nucleus. NCBI's taxonomy places the organism in Eukaryota, Metazoa, Chordata, Actinopteri, Cypriniformes, Xenocyprididae. The transcript is spliced from 29 exons. Bases 193 to 5136 code for a protein of 1647 amino acids. Gene Ontology annotation, molecular function: transcription coregulator activity.
CCGGAAGUGACGCGCUUUUGUUGUGUAUCUCGUCAUUGCGUCGCUGGUGUAUCGUAUGUUGGCGGGUGUGUAUAAAGUAUUGGAAAUGUUUAUCAUGUUUCGAUAGAAACCUUGCAGCAAGAUUAAAUAUGACAUGCGGAAUGUUCUGCUGAUAUGACCGUUAUAAUGGAGGUGUGAAUAUGGCAUUGUAAGAUGGAUCAAACCCGAAAACGGAGAUUAAAUAACAGGAAAAAUGGGCUUUCUCAGUGUAAAGUGGCGAGAGUUGAAGAGCCGGGGGAAGUUCCUGGGAGCAGAGAUGACACUACAGGAUCAUACAGACACUUCAAUACCAUCAGAGCCUCCAGCCCACAAUAUGACAGUGCAAGUCAAGAACAACAUGCUGCAUGUACCCAGAAGCCUGAAGAUGAUGCUGUGAAGACCUUGAGCAUGACGUUUGAUAAGGAACAGUGUGGAACCCGUGCACUGGGCCGAAGGAAAGGUUUGAGAAGAAAAAGAGACACAGCCGGUGAAGUAGAAACUCAGCAGAUGGAAGUUGAGGAUGAAAUCCAGCCGGAGGUCGAGAUUGACCAAGAGCUGGACAGAGAACUGGAAAGUAAAUCUCGACAACAUAACUUGACCUCUGCGAAUGUUCGUAGCAUCAUUCAUGAAGUGAUUACCAAUGAGCAUGUUGUGGCCAUGAUGAAAGCAGCUAUCAGUGAAACUGAACCCAUUCCUGUGUUUGAACCCAAGAUGACUCGUUCUAAACUGAAGGAGGUUGUGGAGAAAGGAGUUGUCAUUCCUGCUUGGAACAUUUCGCCAAUUAAGAAGCCAUCGGAGGUGAAGAAGGGACCCCAGUUUGUGGAUAUUCCUUUAGAAGAGGAAGACUCCUCUGAUGAAGAGUAUCGGCCCGAUGAAGAGGAGGAGGAUGAGACUGCUGAGGAGACUCUUCUGGAAAGUGACUUCGAGAAUUCAUCUUCUCCACGGGGCAGUCGAGUGAACCUUCACAGAUCACACUCUGAACAUGAGGAGGACACAGCCAGCAGCUCCAGACUGAACCUUCGCAGAUCCAGGCACCUGACAGUAGCUGUCACCCCAAUGGGGCCUCCCCCACCACCACCGGCCCCCUCCAGGGCCCCACCAGAGUGCAGCUUCUUAGAGAAACUCCAUGCGGUAGAUGAGGAGCUGGCCUUCGGCCCUGACUGCAUGGAGUCAUAUCAGAGUCUCAGUGGCGCUAAUGGAGAGGAGAACCUGAUUUCAUUUCGAACGCGAUCCAAACGACCACUGAGAGACGUCCCUCUGGGUCGACUGGAGGCGGAGCUACGUGCUCCUGACAUCACUCCAGACAUGUAUGAGUUUGGCUCCGCCCCUGAGGACAGAGAAUGGACGCAGUGGCUGCAGGGACUCAUGAGUUCAGAUAUGGAAAAUGAAGAGGAGGGUGAUGAUGAAGAUGACCCCGAGUACAAUUUUCUGGCUGAAAUUGAUGAACCUGAUGUGGAGGACUAUAGGAAUGACAAGGCAGUGCGCAUCACCAAAAAGGAAGUAAAUGACUUGAUGGAGGAACUAUUUGAUGCAUUUCAGGAUGACUUGGGGGGUCAAGAAGAAGAAGGACAUGAGGAAGAAGAGGAAAAAGAGGAAGAGGACAGUCCCCUGCAGGAGCCACCUGGCAUUCUGGAAAAUAUUCAGUAUGAGGACCCGUUAGCAGAUGUCUUGAAGCAGCGGUAUCGCACAGUACGGGAGCAGCUGGCAGCUGUGAGGAAACGGAAGGCUCUGUUGAAGAGUAAAGGAGUGUCUAUACCUCCAGCCUGCCCUCAACGCCCCUCCAGCCCCAUAACGUCCAUGACCCUGAAUGCAGCUCAGAAACUACAGCUACAGCAGCAGAUCCAGCAGCAUGUGCAGCUCCUCACGCAGGUGAACAUGUUGAGCAGCUCAGUCAAAGGUCUGGAGACAGAGGCUUCAACAAGCAGACAGUUCUUGUUGGAGCUGCAGAUGUUUGCCCAGCGUGGAGAGCAGGCUUGCAGUCCAGCAGAGCAAGGCUUCACCAGCAUUUUCAAAGCCUGCAACCUUCAGGGUGCUAUUUCUCUGUUGGAGGAACUAGAUCAGUCACCCAAGGGGGACCCUACAGUCCCGAGGUCAUGUUUCCCUGGAUGUCAGUUUCCUGCUUCUUUGGCCUGGUUGAUGGCGACUCGACCAGUGUUUCUCUACCCGGAGCUUCUUCCUUCAAUCCAGCUGCGCCCUUCUAGAUUCAAAGGACAGUUUACUUCAGCAGAAGAUUGUCUUGUUGUUCUAGGUCAUAAGCACUUAAUAAGUACCCUACACCCACUGCAGAUGACUUGUCGCUAUCUGCUUGCUGCUAGGAGCUUUGUCAGUUUGAAAUCACACAUUCGCGAAGCAUGCCAUAAGCCCUUUCCCAAUGUCAUCAAGACUUACUUUUUGGCGGGGAAAUGCCCCUCCAUGCCCUUAGCCUGUAAGAGAGUGAGUCCUUGUGACCAGCGCCCCCCAGUGGAGAGAGAAAAGAGCCUCAUGCCUGCUUGGCUCUCGACAAACCUUAAGUGCAUUUAUGAGCAUGUAAGAAUGUUUAACCAACCAUCUGGAAACUCCAAGCCUUCCGAUCCGGCAGAAGAAGCCACUGAGUCUUCAGGUCCAGAACCAGACUAUAGCUUCUCUCCAGGCACAUGUUACCCUCCCAGCCUUCCUGAAGACCUUGCUAAGGCACUUGAACCUUCACCUCAGGGUCCUUGCAAAAAGAAAAAAAACAAGACUUCUAAAUCCAUCAAGCCUUUAAAACCUCCUCCAUUAGCUGAGGAGCUAGAGGUGGUUCUCAACCAGUUACCAACAAUUUUACCAAAAGCUGUUACAGUUUCAAGUCCGUCGCUUUCCCACCCUCCUCAUGUUGCACCGGUUCUGAGAUCAAAAAUGAAUCCAUGCUUGUUUGGAAAUGAAGCUAUGAAUGGGCAUGUAGAGAGAGCGAUCAUACUAUCUAGCAUGCCAAACGUGUCUCCAGUGGGACGAAACCUAGGUGGGGCAGUUGUCACUUUACCAACUGCUCCAGUCCCACCUGAACUGAGCUCUUCAAGGGCUGUUCUUGUGAAAAAUGCUGUAGAAACACCAAUGGGUGUCUCUGGUUCUCCAAAGGGAGCUCAAGUUGGUGCAACCCAAGGGGGCGUAAUCAUCACUUUACCUGCUGCUAUGACACCAGAGCUGAAUUCUUGUUCUUCAGGGCAUAUAACUGUGAACCAAACUGUGCAAAUUGUCACCUCUAAUGUUGAACCAGCCUCUCCAAGAGGGUCAAACCUCAUCAUUACUCUUCAACCGCCUCCAGUUCCCAACACCUUAAUAUAUCCCACCCCCAUCAUAAAGACGAAAGCCUCAUUGGCUAAAGAUCCUUUUAGUCAGCGCUGUGGCACACUGCUUAAACUUAUACCGAGGGACUCUGGUGGUCUAGCUCAAGUAGGUCAAAAACCUCUUAAUCGGUUUCUUCUCCUCCCUCCAGGCUAUGAGUUUGCAAGCAGUAGCUUUGGCCAUCAAACCUUAAAACACUCAUCAGCUCAGAAUAGCACAGAGGUGAAACACAGUAAGCAACAGAGAACACCAGACAAUUUCCACAGCACUGAUGGGCCACAAGGAGGACCACCACAGAUGUCCUCCAUUCAAGAUACUCUUACUGAGUGCUUACAAGAAACUGCAUCAGCAGAAGAAGAGCUGAAUAAUGAUGAUGGAGUUGAGAAUGAGGUGGACUCCAGAGAGCUGUUUCUCACACUUUCUGAAUCCUCUGGGAGCCCGACGCCCAGCAUCAACGGGGAAGAUGCUGACAUGGAGAUGGUUUUGGGCAGGAGAGAGAAACUAGAGGAGCAGAAAGCAAAAGAAAGACAAGGUAGCAGUAGGCAGACUGGGGAGAAGGAAACGGGUGGAGCUAACGAUGUUUCGUCUGUGCCAGAACUUCAGGAAACCAUGGAGAAAUUCUCACAUCUGGCCACAAAGACAAAAUCUGAAAAAGAAGGAAUACUAGAUGAUGUUAAAUCAAACCAUCAACCUUCAGGUGCCCAUCGUACCCGCACUGAGGAGAUGGCUGCGGAGACCCCUUUUGUCCUUCACAAUGAUGCACCUGAUGACGAUCCCUACAGAGAUGCUAAAGAUGUUGCCUUUGCCCAAGCUUACUUGGAGAAGGUAUAUGAGGUGCUGCAGAUGGUGCCAGGAAAGGUGGACGAGUUCCUGUGUGUUCUGUCCGAGUUUGAGAAAGAUCCAGAAAGUCGCACGUCACUAGAGCUGCUGACGAGACUCAAGCCUGUGCUAAACGACUGGCCUGAACUGCUUCAAGAUUUUGCUGCUUUCCUGCAUCCAGAUCAAGCCAGAGAGUGUGGCCUGCUGGCAGAACAGCAGGCGUUUGAGCGCAGCAGACGGUUUCUACGCCAACUAGAGUGUACUUUUGGAGAGCAAUCGGCACUUUACAGGAAGGUGGUGCAUAUUUUACAAAGUGGUCCAUCACAGGAUCUUGCUGACUUCAAAGAGAUGAAAGCUCAAAUAACAUUGCUGUUCCGUGAUCACACUGACUUACUGGAGGAAUUCUGGGAAUUUUUUAAGCAGCUAUACCCCCAAGUGCAAGAUGAAGAUCAUGCAGACAAUGUGGAAACGAAUCAGGGCUUGGAAGAAAGCCAGCCAAUCAGAAUUGUCAUACCAGAUAAAAAAGUGGAGCCAGUCAAAACAGCCAUUAAACAUAGAAGAAAAAGAGACAAACAUGCUAAGUAUAUAAUCAUAAUCUCUCAGAUGGCAGAAAGGAAAAACAACAAAGCCAAGAAAAAGAGUGCAGAGUUGGAAAAGGAGGCAGCUGAAGCUUCUUCAGUGGACAGUCAACAGUCUUUAUCUAAUACCACAGGAAGCUCAGUCUGUGCCAAAAAUAUCUCCCGCACACCAAAUGGGAAAAAAGUUGUUCUCUGGACAAGGGAGGCUGACCGUGUGAUACUGACCACCUGUCAGCGGAGAGGAGCUAAGUCGGCCACGUUUCAUGCCAUUGCAGCCCAGCUUGGCAAUAAAACAGCCAGUGAGGUUUUUGAGCGCUUUCAAGACCUCAUUAAGUUGUUCCGCAAAUCCAGCAAGUUACGUCACGCAAGCCAUUCGGACACGGAGCUCCAGUGCAGUACAAUAGAAGAUGAACCAGACUGAGAUUAAAAUUGUGCUGAACAAUAAGACUUGAACAAUGACUGCAGGCUGGACCUGCUGCCUGAAUUGAUUCAGAAACAACACUUUUUUCCUGAUGAACUUGAACAAAAGAAACACCAUAUUAUAUUAAAAGGAUAGUUCACCCAAAAAUGAAAA